Grus americana (Whooping crane) is the source of this 2367-nucleotide messenger RNA. Its product is annotated as keratin, type II cytoskeletal 4-like. NCBI's taxonomy places the organism in Eukaryota, Metazoa, Chordata, Aves, Gruiformes, Gruidae. The record is from RefSeq and is a predicted model, not a curated record. Gene Ontology annotation, cellular component: keratin filament. Gene Ontology annotation, biological process: keratinization; intermediate filament organization. Bases 1 to 1803 code for a protein of 600 amino acids. Gene Ontology annotation, molecular function: structural constituent of skin epidermis. The transcript has 9 exons.
AUGUCUCGCCAGUCCUGUGGUCUCAGCAAGGGAUUCAGCUCCAGCUCCGCUUGCUUUGGAGGGAGGAACAAGGUCACGUUCAGCUCUGUGUCCCGUGGAGGAUGUAGGGGACCUGGAAACGCUGGCGGCUUCAGCAGCAGGAGCCUCUAUUGCUUGGGAGGGAGUAAAAGCACCUCUCUGGGAGGAUUCGGUGGAGGUGGUGGUGUCUGCAGAGGUUUUGGGGCUGGUGGCCAAGGAGGCUUUGGCUACGGCUACGGUGCUGGGGCAGGAUUUGGUGGCGGCUAUGGUGGUGGGGCCGGAGGUGGCUUCGGUGGAGGCCUCGGUGGUGGUUUUGGUGGAGGCCUUGGUGGUGGUUUUGGUGGCUUUGGUGGAGGAUUUGAUGGCGGGAUGGGAGGGCAAGGCUUUCCCCCUUGCCCGCCGGGUGGCAUCAGGGAAGUGACCAUCAACCAGAGCCUGCUGGCCCCGCUCAACCUUGAAAUAGACCCUGAGAUCCAGAAGGUGCGAACACAUGAGCGGGAGGAGAUGAAGCAGCUGAACAACAAAUUUGCUUCCUUCAUUGACAAGGUCCGGUUCCUGGAGCAGCAGAACCGAGUCCUGGAGACCAAGUGGAAGCUCCUUCAGGAGCAGGGUGGCACAGGGACGGGUGGCAGGAACCUGGACCCCUAUUUUGAAACCUACAUCAGUGGGCUGAGGAAGCAGCUAGACCUCUUGUCCAGCGAGAAACAUCAGCUGGAGUCAGAGCUGAAGAGCUUCCAAGAUAUGGUGGAAGACUUCAAGACCAAGUAUGAAGAGGAAAUAAACAAAAGGACAGCUGCGGAGAACGAUUUUGUGCUCCUAAAAAAGGACGUGGAUGCAGUCUAUAUGACCAAGGUGGAACUUCAGGCAAAAUUAGAUUCUCUGGCAGAUGAGAUUAACUUCUUGAAGUAUCUUUACGAAGCGGAGCUGUCUCAGAUGCAGAAGACCGUUUCCGACACCUCCGUGGUUCUGUCCAUGGACAAUAACCGAAACCUGGACCUGGACAGCAUCAUCGCAGAGGUCAAAGCCCAAUACGAGGAGAUCGCCAACCGGAGCCGAGUGGAGGCUGAGUCUUGGUACCGAGGCAAGUAUGAAGAGCUGCAGGCUACCGCAGGCAAACACGGAGACAGUCUUAAGGACACAAAGACCGAGAUCUCUGAGCUCAACCGCAUGAUCCAGAGGAUACGGGCUGAGAUCGACAGUGUGAAGAAACAGUGUGAAACGCUGCAGAGCUCCAUUGCGGAUGCUGAGGAACGCGGGGAGAUGGCCCUCAAGGAUGCCAGGGCCAAACUGUCUGACCUGGAGUCAGCCCUGCAGAAAGCCAAGGCAGACAUGGCCCGGCAGCUCCGCGAGUACCAGGAGCUCAUGAACGUCAAGCUGGCCCUGGACGUUGAGAUUGCGACCUACAGGAAGCUCCUGGAAGGAGAGGAGUGCAGGAUGUCUGGAGAGUGUCAGAGCGCCGUCAGCAUCUCCGUGGUGGGAGGCGGCAGCAGCUCUGUGGGAGGUGGAUACGGCGGAGGACUGUGCCUUGGAGGAGGAGGAGGAGGAGGAAUCGGAUUCGGUGCUGGAAGUGGGAGAGGCGGCUGUAACACAGGCGGUGCUGGCUUCUGCUACAGCCUGGGGGGGAGCGGAUUUGGCUCCGGGGGAGGAUUCGGUGCCGGGGGGGGAUUUGGCUCCGGUGGGGCAGGAUUCUGCUCUAUGGGCGGAGGGUGUAACUCAGUGGUGGUGGGGUCUGGCACCAUCCUGAAGAAGACCACCAGCUCUACGUCUGUCAAGCGGAGUGUCUAGGAAAGCGAGCGAUCUCACCCCUCCCCGGCACCCAAAGGAGAAAGGAAACAAAUUUCACGAUGGCCACAACCACCCCUUCCUUGCCAAGGUGGCAACCAUCUAUUUCAUUUUAAAUCUCCGCCGUCCUUCAGAAACCGCACAGAAAAGUAAAAUACAGCUAUAUUCACCGGCUAACGACUGAGAUUCUCAACAGCGCGCGAGAACGGCUCGUUUCCCCUCGAGACGCUGCAAAGCUGCUGGUCAUCGGGCUGCUGGGACUCAUUUGGAAACAGGACCUGCCCAUCCCCUGGGAAGCCCCAAACGCGGCUGGGAUAAGGUUAUAAAGCAGCGUGGUCCAAGUGAGAGGGCAGAGGGGACCGGUCCCUGUGGUGCUCAGAGACCUCGCGUCUCGUGACGCCUGUGGAAAGGCUUGACUUCUUUCAAGAUCUUGUGCUGGAUCCAGACGUGGUGCAAUUUUUAAUGGGUGCUACUCAUCAGCCAGGGCUCAAACUCCAAAACAAGAAUUUCCUAAUGGUGACUAGUCCCAGCUGAAGACAUUUCUUACCCUGCUGCAGUUUGGUUUUG